Cuscuta campestris is the source of this 1520-nucleotide messenger RNA. The record is from the annotation of a GenBank genome assembly. NCBI's taxonomy places the organism in Eukaryota, Viridiplantae, Streptophyta, Magnoliopsida, Solanales, Convolvulaceae.
AUAUCAAAACUCCAUCUCUAUUUCUAUUCUCUUUUCCGGCCUCCUAAAAAAAGACCCCAAAAAAUUAUUUAUAUAUAUGAAGAUAAACGUGAAGGAGUCAACGUUGGUGGGGCCGGCGGAGGAGACGCCGCGGCGGAGCCUGUGGAACUCCAACGUCGACCUGGUCGUCCCCAACUUCCACACCCCCAGCGUCUACUUUUACCGCCGGCCUCCCGCCGCCGCCGACUUCUUCGACGCCGGGAGGCUCCGGGCCGCGCUCGCCCGGGCCCUGGUGCCGUUCUACCCCAUGGCGGGGCGGCUCAAGAGGGACGAAGACGGCCGCGUCGAGAUCGACUGCAACGGCGCCGGAGUUCUGCUCGUCGUGGCGGAGUCUGACGGGGCCGUGGAAGACUACGGGGAUUUUGCCCCGACGCUGGAGCUCCGGCGGCUGAUCCCGGCGGUCGAUUACUCUCAGGGGAUCUCGUCUUACCCUCUCCUCGUCUUGCAGGUUACACAUUUCAAAUGCGGUGGAGUGUCCUUAGGUGUGGGAAUGCAACACCACGUGGCAGACGGAGCUUCGGGCCUCCACUUCAUCAACACAUGGUCUGACAUGGCCCGUGGCUUGGACAUGACCCUCCCGCCAUUCAUAGACCGGACGGUCCUCAAGUCACGGGACCCACCUCGACCUGAGUUCCACCACAUCGAGUACCAACCGCCACCCACCCUAAACACGUCAUUCGAAAAUAAAAAUGUCGUCUCUGAAACAGUUGUGUCCAUAUUCAAGCUAACUAAAGACCAGAUCAGUGCACUCAAAGCCAACUCAAUAGAAGACGCAAACGAAAUCGCUUAUAGUUCUUACGAAAUGCUAUCGGGCCACGUCUGGCGUUGCGUCUGCAAGGCCCGUGGCCUUGACAAGGGUCAAGAGACCAAAUUGUACAUUGCGACAGACGGAAGGACAAGGCUGAGGCCGCCCCUCCCGUCUGGCUAUUUCGGUAACGUGAUAUUCACGGCCACUCCUAUAGCCACGUCUGGUGAUCUCGAGACAAAGCCCGCCUGGUUCGGUGCUAGAAAAAUCCAUGACGCGCUAGCCAGAAUGGACGACCGCUACUUGAGGUCUGCUCUUGACUACCUGGAAAUGCAACCCGACCUCAAGGCACUCGUCCGUGGGGCUCACACGUUCAAGUGUCCGAACCUUGGGAUCACGAGCUGGGCCAGGCUCCCGAUCCACGACGCGGAUUUCGGGUGGGGAAGACCCAUCUUUAUGGGACCCGGCGGUAUUGCGUACGAAGGGUUGAGCUUCAUCCUCCCGAGUCCCACAAAUGAUGGGAGCUUAUCAGUGGCUAUUUCUUUGCAGAUGGAACAUAUGAAGAUUUUCAAGGAGUUAUUGUACAAUAAUAUUUGAAGAACCAUGCAUUUCUCUCCUUAUCAAAGUUUGUUUUUAUUUACUUUUUUGGACAUUCACUAUUUCUUAACAUGUCUUUUUGUAUGCAAUCCAAGUGCACUUCUCCUCCUAUUUAGGUUAUUAGGUUCUCUUCACCAGA